AUGACGAAAGUUCGACAAAAACGUGAAAAGGUUACGACACGAUUUCAAAUGGCUAACAGUAUAGAAACAACACCGAAAUUAAUAACACAGUCAAAGGCACUUCAACUGAAACAAAUGGCAAAACAGAACUGCAAGGCGAACAAUGACGAUAAAUUGGCUAAAUCGGUAUUGGAGCAUUUGAUGUUUUCAUAUGAUCGUAAAACGGUACCAAUGGCGAAAGGUGUUGAUGUUAAGGUUGAUCUGAUGGUUCAGGCUAUUUCCAGUAUAUCCGAAAUGACUGCUAGUUUUACUGCAGAUGUGUUUUUUAGUCAAAUUUGGCUCGAUCCUGGAUUGGCAUUUGAAAAUAUCACUAAAUGUUUGGCUAAUUUAACGCUCAGCCAUCGUACCAUUGAUGAUAUUUGGUUACCCAAUGUAUGUUUCCAAAAUAGUAAAUCUACCUCAAUACAUAGUAGUCCAACACCAAAUAUAUUUCUGAUGAUUUAUCCCAAUGGUACAAUUUGGGUUAAUUAUCGAGUUAAGGUAGAAGCACCGUGUGAAUUGGAUAUGUCAUCGUUCCCGAUGGAUGUACAACGAUGUACUAUGACUUUCGAAUCUUAUUCCUUUAAUGUUGAUCGGGUACGACUGGAUUGGUUUGAAACAGCUGUUAUUAUCGAUUUGCAGGGAAAAUUGCCAGAUUUUGAACUGACACGAUAUACAUGGCAGAAACAACAAUUUUAUUAUCCUGCAGGACAAUGGGAUCAACUUAAAGCAACUUUUUACUUUCGCAGAACUUACGGUUAUUACAUUUUGCAACUAUACAUGCCAACGUAUGCGUCCGUCUUCAUUAGCUGGAUAGCGUUCUGGCUCGAUCCAAAAUGCUUGCCAGGCCGGGUAACCCUUGGUGUAUCUUCACUGAUGGCGCUUACUUUUCAGUAUGGCAAUGUGGCGCGAAGCUUACCUAAGGUUUCCUAUGUGAAAGCAAUGGAUGUUUGGAUAUUUGCAUCUAUGGGCUUUAUAUUUUUUUCGCUGGUUGAAUUAGCUAUUGCUGGACAUGUAGACAAAAUGACAAAAGAUUGCCAAGAGGAAACAUUGGAGAAAAAAUCGAAAUAUUACAGGCGUGAGGUAUCAUCACAGGCAUACAAAGCAACAGCGAAUACAAACGAAGUUGACGAACUAUGGAAGAUUUGCUAUCGUGAUUCGUUGGGUGAUGAAAAUAUAUCGAAGUGGCCAAAAUCUAAGUGGACGGCCGAAAAGAUUGAUAAACUUUGUCAGCUCAUUUUCCCAUUAUCAUUUAUUUGUUUCAAUUGCUUUUAUUGGAUGUAUUACACCAUGGAAUCAUCGAAAAAAAUGGAAAGAUUAAUGGAUGAUACCAACUUCACUGGUGGAUCUUUUCUAUAA
This is a messenger RNA of Loa loa (African eye worm), 1377 nucleotides long. RefSeq lists its product as hypothetical. Gene Ontology annotation, molecular function: neurotransmitter receptor activity; chloride channel activity; transmembrane signaling receptor activity. Bases 1 to 1377 code for a protein of 458 amino acids. Lineage: Eukaryota; Metazoa; Nematoda; Chromadorea; Rhabditida; Onchocercidae. The record is from RefSeq and is a predicted model, not a curated record. Gene Ontology annotation, biological process: chemical synaptic transmission; signal transduction; regulation of membrane potential. Gene Ontology annotation, cellular component: membrane; synapse; neuron projection. The transcript is spliced from 10 exons.